AUGCAUUCACUCCAUCUCCCCAAAGAAAAGAAAACAUUGACCUCUGGAUUGAAAUUGAGAUUGAGAUUGAGAUUGAGAUUGAGAUUGAACAAGUAUUUUGAGUCCAACGUGUACACGUCAGGGGGGCGAUUUGAUCCUCACAGGCAUAUCUUGAAAACGCAAAUGUCAAGAUCUAUCAAAGCAUUUCUUGCAAAGAUUGUGAAUUCGUUUCGGUUGAACGAUAAUUAUAGAAGUUGUAAUGUCAAGUUUAUGACCUCCAGUAACGAAGGUUGUAUACUUUCUAGGAACUUCUUAGACAGCUAUUAUAGUAACCAAUUUAAGAGCCUGCGUAUUAUCGUUACUCGCCACUCAGUGGAUAAAAUGAAAAUGUUCACAAUCAUGACGAGUAGUAAACCAGUCCCAGUUGCAAAUGCAACUAACCAAUUGGUCCCGGAUCACUCCAAGUCCGAGACUAAUGAUGAUCACCACCACCACCAACACCAUCACCCCAAUCACCACCACGAACACCACGAACACCACCACGAACACCAACACCCCAAUCACCACCACCAACACCCCAAUCACCACCACCACCACCACCAAGACCAAAACCACCAUGUGAACAACGAGAUACAAAAUGAGAAAGUUUCCAAGCAACACAUCACUUUGAAUUUGGAAACUGAAAACAAUGAAGUUCAUGUUGAUGAUUCUGUCCCAAUGGAAACAAAAGAGGACAGAUCUAGCCAACUAGUCGACAAGUCCGUGUCUGAGUAUGCAAACCUGGCUGAAAUUGGACGCCAGAAGGAAGACAAUAGUCAGGUCGACCCUUUGGUUAGAGAAUUAGAUGAGCUAUUUGCUUAUUUUGAAGCAGAAGCCGGGUGGAGCGGCCGUGUACCUGACGAAGCCGAUCUCAACGCAGUUGAAGUAGAUGAAGAUGACAGUCCAAUUGCACCAUUGAGAAUUAGGAGACGCGAGCCAGUUGCACCAGUUGCACCUGUUGAAGAUGACACUCCUAUCACGCCAUUGAGAAUCAAGAAGCACAAGCCAGUUGCACCAGUUGAAGCGAUUGAAAAGGCCGGUCCGAUUGCGCCAUCGGAGUUAACUGACAGUGAAGCAUUUGAAGCUAUUUCUGAAGCGCCAUUGAGUGUGGCGAGGAGUCCAGUGCAUAAGAUUGUUGAGUUGGCUGUGCCGGAAGUAACCGAUUCUGUCGAUAUGACCGAGAAAAAGUCUCCUCCUGAAUUGGAAAAAAGUGAGGGUGAACAGCACUUGAAGUCAGUCGACAACAACAACAACAACAACAACAACAGCAAUGAGAAUGAAAAUGUUGCUGAUUGUAAAGAGACGUGCUUGGCUCCUCCUGAAACUGUCCCUGUUGCAAGUGACUUGAAACCAAAAGCCAAAUGGAAGGCAAGGUUGAGUCAGAAAUGGUCCAAGAUUGGAUCUGCUAUGAAGUCCAAAGUCGAGGACAAGCAGACUGCGAACUGUGAGACCAGAGGGACAGACAAUUCGGAGAAGCCUCCCUUCAAGGACAAGUUGAGGUCAUUGUUUGGGAAAAAGCGCAUGAGAUUUGAAACCACGGGUGAAGUAGUGGUUUUGUUUGAUGCCGACGACUACAAAGAUGAAGAUCAAGAGUUGUUUGUAGUCGAUGAUGAGGCUGAAGAGUGUUGUACUGCAACCAACACCACCCGCGUUGAUGACCCAGGAGCGAAUUCGAACUCGGGAGCUAUUGAAUUGCCAAUCGAAAAUCGUGAUAGCAAUGAAGUUACUGGUACUGUUGUCGAAGGCAAUAAUGAGAAUGCUCAGCACGAGGUUGAAGCUUCGCCACUGGUGUCAACUUGUCUGAAAGCUGAACUUGAAUUGAAGGCAGUUAAGGAGGAGUUGGCUUUGACGAAAGAGAUCCUAGAGUUGACUAGGCAGGAAUUGAGAUUGACGAGAGAAGAUUUAGAAUUGACAAGGAUUAAAGCUGAAGCUGUUGGUUCUGAAACAAAACCUGCCUGUCUUGAGAGACAAGCUGCUGCUCCUGGAAGCGAAGCUGCUGCUCCUGAAAGUGAGAUUCCUGAAUUGAUAACUGUUCCCCCUCCACCAAGACCUGCUACCCAAGACAUUCCAAUGAAGGGUAAGAAUGCCAGACUCAAGAGGAUUUGGAGCAAGGUAAAGAAGCCUUUCAAGAAGCGUGCUCGUGUUGCUGACGCCACUGUGAAUGCCCAGGAUUGUGAUGACGAUUUGUUGUCUCCUUAUGCUGGCCAUGAGUUGAAUCAUCCUCAUUCUGAACACGCUAUGAUCUCCCCUGCAAUUGACACUGCAGAAGCUGGUUGUGAAAAUGAAGGUGCAACCGCAGAUGUGUCCGAUGUUUGCAAGAAAGGCAAACGCAAGGGUAGAAAGAAGAGAAAGCGUACUGACAAACCAGGCGAGGAAGAGAUGCCAGCUGAAAGUGGGUCGGCAAGUGAAUUCGAAGAAAUCGACCUUCUGGAGCCGCAGACUGGAAACAGCCAGCUCGGAAACAAUGGCACCGGGGUUCAGGAUACUGGACAAGAAUGGAGGACAAAGCACAUUGAUACUCCUUGUGAAGUUGACGAGUCCAGCAGUGUGGCGUGGUUGUUUGAACGUACUGCACCAGCACCCGAGAGAUAUGAACGGCGUGUCUGGAUGAUGGACUCGGAGAGAGGAUGUAUCAGUGUUGAUGACGAUGAAGUUGAACAAGCAGAAUUCAUCGGCCCAACUUGA
Molecule: messenger RNA, 2703 nt
Organism: Lodderomyces theae
Lineage: Eukaryota; Fungi; Ascomycota; Pichiomycetes; Serinales; Debaryomycetaceae
Exons: 4
Coding region: 1-2703 (900 amino acids)
Source: RefSeq, a predicted model, not a curated record